AUGGAAUUAUUAAGAGAUCCAUCCAAUGAUCGUGUUGUAAAAACUUUGAAGCCACCUCCUCAUCGUCCUCUCUCCAAUUAACUUAUGUUUCCAGAUAAACUAAAAAGUAAGAGACUUUAAUAGUAUUAGAUAAACCUGAUUGGAGAAUAUUAUUAGAUCAUUUAUCUAAAGAGGGAAGAAUUGCAAAAGAUGAUCUUAUCAAAUUAGUUUCAGAAUGCAAUAAAAUAUUGAGUAACUUUUGCUUAAAACAACAGAAAAUGAGGGAAAUCUCAUAUAUUUGCAUGAUCCCUUAACAGUUGUUGGCGACAUUCAUGGCCAAUAUUAUGAUUUGGUUAAAAUGUUUGAUGUCGGAGGCAAUAUAGAAACUACCAAAUAUUUAUUUUUGGGCGAUUUUGUAGAUAGAGGCUCAUUUUCCAUAGAAGUGAUCGUCCUAGUAUAUGCAAUUAAAAUCAACUUUCCAAAUACAAUUUUUUUCCUGAGAGGAAAUCAUGAAUGUAGACAGCUAACAAGCUUUUUCAAUUUUAAGGACGAAUGUAUACAAAAAAAAACCCUCUCAUCAAGGCCUCUAUAAGUAUGACCAAGAAACCUACGAUUUUCUGAUGGACUCCUUCGAUCUCUUUCCCCUUGCCUGUGUAGUUAAUAACAAGUUUCUAGCUAUCCAUGGAGGUAUCUCUCCAGAUCUAAAAACGGUAACAAGGUUCUGUAUUUUCGAUUUUAGCUUGAGGAUAUCAAAAAAAUUGAUAGAUACCAUGAACCACCAAGAAGCGGACUCUUUUGUGAUAUUUUAUGGAGCGACCCAGUUGAUAAUGAUCAAGGAUCAUUGGAAAAUGGAUGGAGAGGAAAUGAAGUAAGAGGAUGCUCAUGGUUUUUUGGAGUAGAUGCAGUCCAUAGAUUUUUACAAAGAAAUAAUCUUAUUUCUGUUAUCAGAGCUCAUGAAGCCUAAUUGGAAGGGUAUAAAAUGCACAGAUGGAAAGGGAGUUCUGAUUUUCCAGUCGUUAUUACUAUAUUUUCAGCUCCUAAUUAUUGCGAUAUAUAUAAGAAUAAAGGAGCAGUGAUCAAAUUUGAAAACAACACUUUAAAUAUUUAAUAAUUUAAAGAUACUCCUCAUCCAUACUUGUUACCUAAUUUCAUGGAUGUCUUUUCUUGGUCAAUACCAUUUGUUACGGAAAAAGGUAAACUCAUAAUACUUCAAUUUUUAGUAACUGAAAUGCUAUACAUGCUACUAAAACAUGAAGAUUAAGAUCAAGAGAGUGAAGAUGAAAAAAUUAACCAGUAAGAUAUAGAAAAAUUUAAACAAAUCACACAAUCUGAAAAAACAAAAAUUUUUGAAAAAAAUAAAUCCCUUUAAAAGCAACUCUCUAAAAGUGGAAAAGAAAAACUUAGAUCUAGGCUAAAGUUUGUAGCUACCAUGAUGAAAAUGCAAAAAACUCUAAGGUCUUCAAAUAUAUUUGUAUUUUCAGAGAAGAAAACGAAAGUAUCGUUUUACUUAAAGGCGCCUGUCCAGACAAAAGAUUGCCGAAAGGAUUGCUGCUGCAAGGCAAAGAAGCAAUUACUGAUGGUAUAUCUUCAUUUAUAUUUCAGCUUUAUAAGAAUUUAAUUAUAUGAAAUUAGCAGAUAGCAUUAACGAAAAGAUGCCUAACAUUUAAAUUCCAUAGCAGUCUAUUUAAAUAAAAAAACCAGGGCAAUCCUCAAAAAAAAAAUGAA
This is a messenger RNA of Paramecium pentaurelia, 1704 nucleotides long. The record is from the annotation of a GenBank genome assembly. NCBI's taxonomy places the organism in Eukaryota, Ciliophora, Oligohymenophorea, Peniculida, Parameciidae.